Aspergillus ruber CBS 135680 is the source of this 2497-nucleotide messenger RNA. Its product is annotated as transcription factor domain-containing protein. The coding region runs from base 50 to 2014 and encodes 654 amino acids. Gene Ontology annotation, biological process: regulation of DNA-templated transcription; DNA-templated transcription. The transcript has 3 exons. Lineage: Eukaryota; Fungi; Ascomycota; Eurotiomycetes; Eurotiales; Aspergillaceae. The record is from RefSeq and is a predicted model, not a curated record. Gene Ontology annotation, molecular function: DNA-binding transcription factor activity, RNA polymerase II-specific; DNA binding; zinc ion binding.
CAAGAAUCAAAGUAUCACUAUAAGCAGACAUAUAGCAGCAUCAUGUGAGAUGGAGAUUACCUGGGUCGCCAAUACUCCCCAAACGCGGACUCGUUCAAGAGCUCCACGGGCAUGCACCAGCUGCCAACGGAAAAAGAAACGUUGCAAUCAUUUCUGGACUCAGUUAGGCACAGAACCCAGCCAAAGCCCACGGCUAAAUGAUAAGAAUCGCCAUCAUGACAAUCAGACUCAACAACCAACAAGUGAACAAAAACAGUCUCCACUGGCUAUUCCGGGCCCAUCAGCUGGUGGAGGGUUGCAACGGUUCGUGGGGGAUCUUAACCCUGAAGCUGUCAUCCGCGAGAGACUAGAUGGUCCAUCUUCGAAACCUUUAAGAGAUCGGAUUGGGCUGUGGAUCAGCUCCGCCGGUCAGGAUGGUAUUGAUGCUGAUGAAAACGCUUAUGGAAGACAACAAAGACCGCCGUCUGGCAUAGAAAUACCGUUCACGGCAAGCCUAUCACCUCAACAGCCCAUAGCAACAUUCUUGCAGCAACGAUAUGCUGCUGCUCUACAAUCCUGUGAGCGCCUGCCAUUAUCAACCCGGGACCGGCUGAUUCCUGUUUACUUUUCUCGGGUCAAUCACAUUUUACCAUUACUCGAUAAGGACUUCUUUUUGAAAGCACACUCCGAUGGAACGGCAUCUAUAUUCCUCGAGAGGGCACUAUGUUUGGUGGCAGCAAAAGACCAAACGGCAGGGCCAGCAUUGCGUCUGACUAUUGAUGGCCCGGUCUUGAGUUCUCGGAAAUUCUGCACCGAAAUCUAUAAAGGACUCUCCGCUGCAAUGAACGCAGGACUUGAGUCCGAUCGUAUAACCGUUAUCCGCAUUCUGGCACUCAUGUCGUUACAUUGCGAGGGCUAUGAAGGUGGAGAGGCAGCAUCGAUGAAUAUCUGUCAGGCUAUUCACCAGGCUCAAACUGCAGGGCUACACCUAAAUCGACCCGGCCGGGCACCAGGGGAUUCGCUUUCUAAACUUUUCUGGUGCCUUUGGACUCUAGAUAAGAUGCAUGCCAGUAUCGGCGGUCGCCCUAUCAUUUUAGCUGAUCGCGACAUCGGGAUUGAAAAGCCUGAUCUUAAAUCCUCUGCGCCCCGGUCUGCCUUUGACGUUUGGCUGGCUAUUUCUGACCUGUUAUCGACGGUGAUCUCGUUUUACCGACCUUCAGCAGAUCAUAACAUUGGAUGGGAAGACAACUUUCCAACUUUUGAACAAAUUGUCGGCGACCACAUGCAAGACGAUCUAGACUUUACGACUCUUGGUAUAUUGGAAUUGUACUACCAUGCAGUUGGCAUUCUUUCGUGCAGACCGAAACUGUCCAAUCGAUCUGAUGGUUUGGAACCAUCAUACGUUCGCCAAGGUCUUGCGUCUGUCCGGAUAAAUUCUAUUGUUGCUUCUGAAUGCUCGCAGAAUCUCCCACCUCUACCUGUCGCCCCAUAUGCUCUCUCCCUCUCAAUGGGAGUCUCGUAUCAGCAGUUCCGCUCCAGUAAGCUGAUCACUCAUUUUAACAGAGCUAAGCGUGGCUUGGAAGCUUGUUGCGCCCUACUAGAAGGUCUGGGAACGUAUUGGUACUCUGCGGAAGCUAUGGCUCGACUGGGACGCAAAGCCUUGCACCACAUCGAGGGGCUGAAGCCAGAAACUCGUGGACACGGCUUCGAGUCCGAGAAGCAUAAUUCAGCUGACAAGGUAUCCGAUUUUACUAUUCCAGCGUCGGCGCCUGUCAUGGCACGGCCAUCCUAUCAUCAUCCAAACGACUUGGCUUCUUCAGGUGAAGUGGCUCCUUGUGAGGAUUUAGCCACCACUUCUGCUCAGGAUCUUUCCAGGCUGGAAUCCUUUGGUAUGGGAGAACCUGACGUUUCCGGUAAUGGCAGUUUCGCAGAUAUAGAUAUGCUUUUUGGGGAUUUCCUGGAUCUGUCUCUCCCGACCAACUUCUGGGAUCCCGUGUUCUUUACCGAGAAAGGUUACAAUGAUGGAGCAGAUUGACUGCUAUUUUGUGGUAAAUAAAAGGUUAGAAAAGACAUUACUGUACGCAUUCUCAGCGUAUUCUUUCGGAGACAUGUAUACAACCACACAAUCGUGGUCUUUCAUUGGCUCAUAAAAUAUAUCCAUAUCAGGUUCAAAUUGCAUCCAUCGUCAUCAGCAGCAGUGAAAAAAUUAACGCGCAUAGUUAUUUUAAUAUUACCCGUACCAUCAUCAUUUGAACCGGACUCGGGCUGUGCGAAUAGGAACAGACCUAACGGGCCUAAGGUGUCAGUCAUAGCACGGACCCCAUUCAAAAUGUGACUGAUUAUAGAUGAUCACUCCACGAGGCAAAUGAUGAUGUGGAAUAGGAAGACAACAGCUCUGAAACAGUUCAAUCCUCCGACAUGACAUGACAUGCGGUCCUCCGUGGCCAGCAGCGGAACCACCCACGAGGAAUACGAAAUGAGGCUCAUCUCGUGCUUCUUUCUCCGUUUACGAUAUACU